Aspergillus ibericus CBS 121593 is the source of this 1599-nucleotide messenger RNA. Its product is annotated as sugar porter family MFS transporter. The transcript has 2 exons. Gene Ontology annotation, biological process: transmembrane transport; carbohydrate transport. Lineage: Eukaryota; Fungi; Ascomycota; Eurotiomycetes; Eurotiales; Aspergillaceae. Gene Ontology annotation, cellular component: plasma membrane. Gene Ontology annotation, molecular function: carbohydrate:proton symporter activity. Bases 1 to 1599 code for a protein of 532 amino acids. The record is from RefSeq and is a predicted model, not a curated record.
AUGGGUGUUGAAACCUCUGCCGACCACGGGGAGCACAUCUCCCCGGUGGUCGCCCCUCAGCCUGCCGGAGCCAGAUCGAACGCGAAUAUCCCCAAGGUUACCUGGCGGUCCGUCGUCAUGGCCAUGUUCGUCUCCAUGGGUGGUCUCCUGUUCGGGUAUGACACCGGUCAGAUCUCCGGUUUCGAGCAGGAGACGGACUACCUCCGUCGGUAUGGCAUGCGAAAUGCUGAAGGCACCUGGUACCUGAGUGACGUCCGCUCGGGUCUGUUGACCAGUCUCCUGUCCAUUGGUACCUUGAUCGGUGCCCUCGUCGCCGCCCCCAUUGCCAACCGCGUGGGCCGCAAGUGGUCCAUCACGAUCUGGAACGUGAUUCUGAUGGUCGGUUUGGUGGUGCAGAUCUCCGCCCCCUCCGGUAACUGGGUGCAGAUGGUCAUGGGUCGUUGGACCACCGGUCUGGGUGUCGGUGCCUGCUCCCUGCUGGUGCCCAUGUACAUGGGUGAGAGUGCCCCCCGUCACAUCCGUGGUGCCAUGAUCAGUACCUACCAGCUGUUCGUCACCUUCGGUAUCUUGCUCGCCUACCUCAUCAACCUGGGCACCAACACCCUGCACGGUACGGCCCAAUGGCGGAUCACCCUGGGCCUGACCUUCCUGUUCGCCCUGGCCCUGGGUGGUGGCAUGGCCUUCUUCCCCGAGUCGCCUCGUUUCGACUUCCGUCAUGGCCGUGUGGACCGCGCCCGUACCACCAUGUCCAAGCUGUACGGUGUGCCCGAGAACCACCAGGUCAUCCUGGAGGAACUCGACGAGAUCCAGAACCAGCUCGAGGCCGAGACCGGCAGUGAGAAGUGGUACGAGUUCCUCACGGCUCCUCGCAUGUUCCACCGUAUCUGCAUUGGUAUGGCCCUGCAGACGCUCCAGCAGCUGACUGGUUCCAACUACUUCUUCUACUACGGUACCACCAUCUUCAAGGGAGCCGGUCUGUCCAACAGCUUCAUCACCCAAGUCAUCCUGGGUGCCGUCAACUUCGUCUCGACCUUCGGUGGUCUCUACACCGUUGAGAACUUCGGUCGUCGCAAGUCCCUGAUCGUCGGCGCCCUGUGGCUCUUCCUCUGCUUCAUGAUCUUCGCGUCGAUCGGCCACUUCGUGCUCGAUGUCGACGACCCGGAGAAGACCCCCGCCCCCGGCAAGGGUAUGAUCUUCCUGGCCUGUAUCUACAUCGCCGGGUACGCCAUGACCUGGGCUCCCAUGGUCUGGACCAUCACCGCGGAGCUGUACCCCUCCAAGUACCGUGCCCAGGGCAUGGCUCUGGCCGUGGCGGCCAACUGGCUCUGGAACUUCCUGAUCGGUUUCUUCACCCCGUUCAUCACCAGCGCCAUUGACUUCGCCUACGGGUACGUGUUCGCGGGCUGCAUGUUUGUCGCUGCCUUCGUCGUCUACUUCUUUGUGAUCGAGGGCAGGGGUCGUACCCUCGAGGAGCUGGACUGGAUGUACGUUAACCGGGUUAAGCCCUGGGAGAGCAGCACCUUUGAGGUGCCGGCCCUCCACUCCCAUCAGUAUGAGGCGGAGCGGAAACAGUCUGCUUUCCAUGCUGAGGAUGCGUGA